Messenger RNA from Phyllostomus discolor (pale spear-nosed bat), 1975 nucleotides. RefSeq names its product BPI fold containing family A member 2 (gene BPIFA2). Lineage: Eukaryota; Metazoa; Chordata; Mammalia; Chiroptera; Phyllostomidae. The record is from RefSeq and is a predicted model, not a curated record. The transcript has 8 exons. Bases 153 to 845 code for a protein of 230 amino acids. Gene Ontology annotation, molecular function: lipid binding.
UGGAUGACUGUGGAACCAAGGUUUGCUUCCACAGACAGUCUCCUAUCCUGUGGCCACCAAUAUAAGGGCCAGCGCCUCCCAGAAGAAUCCCAGGAGGCCGUGCAGGGAAACAAGGAUUCGUGAGCAUCCUUCUCCAAACCUGUAUCAACAAGAUGUUUCAGCUUUGGAAACUCGUUCUCUUGUGUGGCCUGCUCACUGGGACCUCAGCAUCGAUUUUGGGGGAUAUUGGCAGUGACCUGAAAGAUGUUAUUGAUAAAGGACGUGAGCUCAUUGGGGAUACAGUUGAAACUGUGGCUGGGGACCUGAAGGAAGACCUUACCAAGCUUCAGAACUCUAAGGUUGGGCAGCUGUCCGAGCAGGUGUUACAGAAAGCUGAGAAUCUGUUUAGUGAUGCUGUUUCUAAAGUCUUGUCCAUUGGGAACAACAUUUUGGGGUUGAAAAUCAGUAAUGUCAACCUCCUGGGUAUCAAACCUGGACUGACUCCUGAUGGCGAAGGACUUGGCCUGAGCCUCCCCAUCACCGCUGAUGUCGAAUUGAACCUGCCUCUCAUUGGAAAGACAGUUGACCUGAAGCUUUCCAUGGACCUCCUGGCUGGUGCCAAAAUUGAAACUGAGGAUGGCAAACCCAUAGUGGCCAUUACAAAAUGCAACAGCGACCCAGCCAGCAUCUCACUGAGCUUGUUGGACAGACACAGUAAACUGGUCAACAGACUCGUAGACGCUGUGACCACCUUCCUGAGCCAGACGUUGUCCACCACGGUGGAGAUGCAGGUAUGCCCAUUGGUCAGACUCUUUCUCAACACACUGGGUGUGAAUUUUCUUCAGGAUACCAUCAGUAAGUCAUAGCCUGGGGAAGGGAAGGCAUUCCCUACGCAGCCUUCCCAGGGUGGGCAUGCAGCUCUGUGCCCGCCCCACAGGCUGGUCUGGGCAGGGGGCCCUGGAGAAGAAGGACCUAACAUCUUGAGCAAGUUGGGAGGGUGUAGCUGGGUGGGGGGGUCCUUGCAGAAUAUAUGGGGUUCUCUGGGCCUCUGAGAGCUUCCUACUGUCAUCCCUCAGUUAACUCACAGAAGUUGCCUGGCAGAAUGAUGUGAGAAAGAAGGUGGGCCAGAUCUGAAUUCAAAUCCUGGCUCUGCUACUUAGCAACCGUAGGACCUAGGUCCAGUAGUUCUGCCUCUUUGAGCCUCAGUUGCUCCCUAGUAAAACAAGACUAUAAAAAUUGUGGGGCUGGUGAGUGGAUCAAAGGAAAAAGCAUAAAGAGCCUAAUAUCAAGUGAGCAUCGCUAAAAGACACCUUUCUUCCUCUCUUCCUUCUUAUGAGGAGCUGGGGCCUCUCCAGCCAGUGGAGGCUUCCUCUAGCCUUCAGGUCUCCAGGCAUGGCUGGGUUGCUGAGGAUGCUGGAGCAAAGGAAAUGGGUUAAGUGAAUGUGUCAGGGUUCUGGAGCCGGCCCUUCUAUAAAAAUAGCCACAGGUCCAGUUCCUUGGGCAAUCACUCUGUGCUCUGAAUGCACCAUCUCACUGGAUCCUCACAAUAGCCCUGUGGGAUAGGUACCAUUAUUGUACCCAUUUUACAGAUGGACAAACUGAGGCUCAGGGAGGUGGAGAGACAUGCCUGAGGUCUAUGGCUGACAGGCUGACCCACUGGAGAGUGGUAGCCAUUGGGGUCUGGUUUCUAGUUGGUGGAGACUGAGGCCUGCUAUUGAUUUUGUUCUUCCAGAUGGACUUAAGCAGCAAUCAUCUGCCUAAAGAGGGCACAUGAGGCGGACUGCUGUGAUGACCCCCAACUGGUUACUUUGCUGUUGUUUGGCCCUGUUUCCUCACAGCAUCUCCCUCUGGGAAGAUGCUGCCACCAUCUGACUGGAGUGGAAGCCUGAGUCCAGCCAGAAGAACCCCUCUCAGCUACUCCUUGGCUUCACAGUCAACACAGAAAUCUCUGUGCUUGUCACCCUCCACUCUCAGCAAUUAAAGCUACUUCUGCAUC